Molecule: messenger RNA, 2436 nt
Organism: Macrobrachium nipponense
Lineage: Eukaryota; Metazoa; Arthropoda; Malacostraca; Decapoda; Palaemonidae
Product: organic cation transporter protein-like
Exons: 13
Coding region: 417-2015 (532 amino acids)
Biological process (GO): transmembrane transport
Cellular component (GO): membrane
Molecular function (GO): transmembrane transporter activity
Source: RefSeq, a predicted model, not a curated record
AGCUUAUUACGAUACGGGCGUUCGGUGCGCCUGGUCAUUCCUGAACUCGUUUCUCGAGAGCGGGAUCAUGUUUCCUUGAAAAUCUCCCAGGAAGAAGAUUCAUCUCAACUGUAUGUGAGGUCUGUACACGAAUCCAACGGCAUUUGCCGCCGCCAAGGAACGGAAUCUUGUCCUCUCUCUAACGCCUCCCGUUAAUAAUGGGUCACAUCCGCUGUCGUGUUUCUGCAAGCCUUUGCCCUCAUCGGGUAACCGAGGGAACCUCGUGAAUCAUCACCAGUAGUUCAAAGGUGCCACCGAGAGAACAACGUUUCCUUUUAACCUGGAGUCCAUCGGGAGUCAACGAAUACACAGGUCGAUCCAUCACCGUUACUUAAAGAACUUCGUAGUGGAAUCCUUGCACGAAAGGAAAGAAAAAGAUGGGGGCCAGUAAAUUCGACGAACUCCUGGCGAAACUCGGCACUGGAAAAUGGAAUGUCUUAUAUUUUUUCAUAGCUGGAUUCUGGUAUUUGUGGUUACCUGGUGAAUACUUCGGAGGGGCCUAUUUGACACCACAACUAAGCUACACGUGCAUACCAUCAGAAAACGCUUCGGUUAUUUCCAUCGCAAAAGAUUCGUGCAGUUACACCGUGAAUGAGACUGACGCGGAUGGAUACGAUACCCAGGUGGAAUACUCCUGUACAGAGUGGGAAUACGACCACUCCGUGUUCAUCACUACGUUAACGUCUGACUUCGACUUGGUAUGCGGACAAGCGUAUUUAAAAGCCACCUAUCAGAGUGCGCUCGUGUUUGCCACCAUGUUUACAAGCAUGUUUGCGGGCUACUUGGCAGACAGGUUCGGCAGAAAGAACGUGGUGGUGGUGACCCAGAUAUUGUUCUGUAUCACCAGCAUCAGCAUCUCUUUGGCAAAUAACUUCAGCACUGUUCUUGCCUUACGCUUCAUCACCGGGGCAUUCUUCCUGCCUACCACUUAUGUUUUGGCGAUGGAGGUCUGUGAAAUCAAGAACCGAGCCCUGGUGGGCAUUUUCACCGGGCUUCCCUGGGCCAUUGGAACCAUGUUUUGGGGAGGUUUCGCUUACCUCAUCAGAGAAUGGAGGUACCUGAGGUUAACUAGCUCCUUGCCUCCACUCCUCUUGUUUCCUUGUCUAUACUUGAUAGACGAGUCUCCCAGAUGGUUAAUCUUGAGAGGAGACGAUACCCGGGCACUGAAGGUCCUACGGAAAGCUGCCCGGUGGAAUAAGGUUGAAUUACCACCGGAUAAUGAACUGAAGAAAAUCUUCCUCGAUAUUCGACUUGAGCAAGCACAAAAUGACAUCCAGAAGAAACCAAGAAGACAAACACCUCGUUUUGACUGGAGGAAAAUUCCGCUACUAAUACUUAUCAGGACACCUAAGGUUCGACUGAUAACAAUUCUCCUCAGCAUAAUGAUGUUCAUGGUGGCUCUGUCCUACACCGGGGUCAGCUUGAGUGGCAACAUCUAUGGGGAUGACCCCUUCGUGUAUAUGGUCAUUCUGGGUGUCACGCAGGUACCCAGCUACACCAUCACAGCGCCCCUUAUCAAGUGGCUUGGUAGAAAGAAGCCUAUAAUUGGCUGCUUCAUCUUAGGGGGCGUUAGCAUGGUUACUCUUGGGUUCAUUCCGCCAGACAUUAGCUGGCUCGUCUUGACGUUGGCCAUGAUUGGCAUGUUUAGUGUCAGCAGUGCUUGGAUGAUGAUGGCAGUUUACUUGACCGAACUCUUCCCAACAGAGGUCAGGAUGCAGGGCAUGGGUACAACUACCCUAUUCUGCCAGAUUGCUGGCACCAUCGCUCCUUACAUUGCACUGUACUUGGGACCCCUAAUACCCUGGGUACCGUCCUUAAUUUAUGGAGUCUGCUGCUUCAUCGCUGCCGGGGCAGCUAUACCUCUGAGGGAAACGAAGGGGAAGCCCAUGGUGGAGACCGUCAACGACCUUGAAAAUCAGAUCGUAAGGCAAGAUGCUCCAGACGAAGAUGCUGAGACCACAAAGUUUAAUGAGUGAGCUUUAUCAGAGUUCUCAGCCAGAGGACAAAAUACAUACGUGCAUCAACAAUGAAAAGUGAGGCUGGGAUGUGAUUUACUUUCCUGUGGGACUCUCAUAGUUAUCUCUGAUCAUCGGGGCAUAACACAUCAAACACAAGAACAUAAAUGGCAAAAAAAUGUACAAAACAUGCCAGACUUUGAAGCAGUUGUAAAAACCUGCAAAAUAUUUCUAGGGCUCUAGACGUAGAAUAAAAAAAAUGUGCAAAAUACUGUUAGUGAGUCAUGGAAACUGGCAACUAUGUAUGAUAAAUCUGUUCUAGUUACAACUUACAUGUCUUUUAUACCUGUUUUUGUCAGUGUCAGUAUGUCUAUUCUGCAGUUGUAAAUUCAGUGAGAAAAUGCAGAAUGCCAAAUUGGUAAUAUAUGAAUACUUAAUUAAA